This is a messenger RNA of Trichomonas vaginalis G3, 741 nucleotides long. RefSeq names its product cysteine-type peptidase protein. The transcript has a single exon. Gene Ontology annotation, biological process: proteolysis. Lineage: Eukaryota; Parabasalia; Trichomonadida; Trichomonadidae. Gene Ontology annotation, molecular function: cysteine-type endopeptidase activity. The record is from RefSeq and is a predicted model, not a curated record. Bases 1 to 741 code for a protein of 246 amino acids.
AUGAACGAAGAGAUUAUGAAGCUACAAGACGAAUUAGAAGAAAUAAGUCACAGCUUAUCGCAACAAGAUAUAUCCGAAGUUAUUGAUAAUGAAAGACGAAUAUGUUUUAUUUGCUGCAAUUCUUAUACAAAGCCAGAAUUUCAUUUAGGAUCUGCUCCAAUUAACGAUUCAAUCACGGUCGCAUUACUACAUCAUGCCAAAGGUUAUAAAAAUAUUCAUCUACUCAAUCCAAGCCCACAAAAAUUCAUGUCAAUUUUUGAUAAACUCUUACAAAUGAAAUUAGAAAAGCUUACGAUAUUUUAUUGCGGUCAUGGAAGUAAAAUUGGCAAUGAAAGUGUCCUCAUUUUCGAUAAUGGCUGCAUAAAAGGUUCCCAAAUUCUGGAUCAUUUCCGUGCUUACAGCCUUGAUUCAUGCCAAAAAACAAUUAUUGCUGAUUGCUGCAACGCUGAGUCAAUUUGGGCCGGCGAAAAUCUUCCAAAAAAUACAAUAAUUUUGUGUUCUUCUAUUGGUGAUACACCUUCCAAACAAGCUAAAGUUUUUGGAAGAGAUCAUGGACUAUUUACACUAUUCUUUUGGAGAGCUUUCCGCAAGAAUCCAAAUUUCUCCAUCAAAGAAAUUGUUCAAAAUGUAAAUACUUAUUUGGCAAAGUUUGACCAGAAGAUCAUGUGCACAUCUACACCGUCAAACCUUGUCGACUUUUCCAUGUUCGAUGGAAAGAAGCGAAUUAUUAACAAUGCAUAA